Paralichthys olivaceus (Japanese flounder) is the source of this 3961-nucleotide messenger RNA. RefSeq names its product monoacylglycerol lipase ABHD2. Gene Ontology annotation, molecular function: monoacylglycerol lipase activity; acetylesterase activity. The record is from RefSeq and is a predicted model, not a curated record. Gene Ontology annotation, cellular component: sperm flagellum; sperm plasma membrane. Lineage: Eukaryota; Metazoa; Chordata; Actinopteri; Pleuronectiformes; Paralichthyidae. Gene Ontology annotation, biological process: medium-chain fatty acid biosynthetic process; steroid hormone receptor signaling pathway; sperm capacitation.
AUGGGAGGCUCGCUCUACCUCCGUCGGGUCCAUGUAGGAAGUGUACCGGAGAAGCUCGGAGCUGCAGCUGUUGUUCUCCUCGGCUCUGAACCGGAGGACGUCCCGAUCUCCGCCGGACUCCACGAAUAAGAUGCCACGAAUAUAAACUGAGCACUUUCCAGCAGCGAGGAGCGGAUCUGAGUGUUUCCUUCCUGCCGGCUGAGGUUUGACCACAACACUGUGACUGCAGCCUUUUGGACCGCGUCGCAAUAGGAAGCGAACUUCCUCAUACAAUAUCUGUUGGCAAUAGGAGGAAUAUUAAGAGCAAUCAUGAGCACUCACGAGACGGACGUGCACACCAUCUCUCCAGAGCUGCCAGCCAUGUUUGACGGUAUGAAGCUGGCAGCGGUGGCCACAGUGCUCUACGUCAUCGUCCGCUGCUUGAACCUCAAAAGCCCGACUGCGCCCCCGGACCUCACCUACCAGGACACGCCCCUCAACCGCUUCCUUCUUAAGUCCUGUUCUCAGCUGACCAAAGAGUACAUCCCUCCUCUAUUGUGGGGUAAGAGUGGACACCUCCAGACAGCACUCUAUGGUAAACUUGGUCGGGUGAGCUCCCCUAACCCCAGUGGAAUCAGGAAGUACUUACCUAUGCAGGAUGGGGCCACUGCAACCUUUGACCUCUUUGAGUCACUGGGGGACCAUCGAACAGGAGAUGACAUCACCAUGGUGAUAUGCCCUGGUAUUGGUAACCAUAGUGAGAAGCAUUACAUCCGAACCUUUGUGGAUCACGCCCAGAAGGACGGUUAUCGCUGUGCUGUGCUGAACCACCUGGGAGCUCUUCCCAACAUCGAGCUCACCUCUCCGCGAAUGUUUACUUACGGGUGCACAUGGGAGUUUGCAGCCAUGGUCGGUUACAUUAAGCGGACGUAUCCUCAGACGCAGCUGAUAAUGGUUGGCUUCAGUCUGGGUGGAAACAUUGUGUGUAAGUUCCUGGGCGAGAACAGGACCAACCAGGAGCGAGUGCUGUGUUGCGUCAGUGUCUCUCAGGGGUACAGUGCUCUCAGGGCCCAGGAAACAUUCCUACAGUGGGAUCAGUUCAGACGCUUCUAUAACUUUCUCAUGGCCGACAACAUGAAGAAAAUCAUUCUCUCACACAGACACAGUCUGUUUGGAGGAAGCUCAGUUAAAGUGAUAGAUGCAGAUCUUAGUCGGCUGUACACAGCGACUUCCCUCAUGCAGAUCGACGACAACAUCAUGAGAAAAUUCCACGGCCACAGCUCUCUCAAAGAGUAUUACGAGAAGGAGAGCUGUGUUCAUUAUAUUCACAAUGUUAAUGUGCCACUACUGUUAGUGAACUCUGCAGAUGAUCCCCUGGUCCAUGACUCACUGCUCACCAUCCCUCGCACACUAGCAGCAAAGAAGUCGAAUGUGAUCUUUGCCCUGACGCUGCACGGAGGCCACCUGGGCUUCUUUGAGGGCGCGGUGCUUUUCCCCCAGCCCCUCACCUGGAUGGACAAAGUGAUUGUGGGUUACGCCAACUCCAUGUGCCAGUGGGAGAAACAGAAACCGCCAUGCCAAAGUGGCCCCCUGAGUGAGAGCUCCUGCGCAGAAGAAAAAGCCUAGACCUCCGGCCUGUACGUCUCUCACCCUCUUUCUCUGUUCCCUGUCACCCCUCACCCUCUCCAGCACCACUGUCCCAGCACUGAGGAGACACCUGAACUGAACCUUAAACUGCUCUCUCUUCUCUGCCUUCUCCUCCGGGUGCUACUCACUGCUACUGACCCACACAUGUCAAGCCUUCACCACAAUCCCCCCUUCUAGUCACCAUCACCUUACAGUAUGUCAAGGAACAAAAACAAUUAACUGCCUUUGUGCUCGUUUUCGUUGCGAGAACUUUUGACAUUUUGUUUCUUUACACGUACACAGCAAUGAUCCUUGGCUAACGGAGGCGUUGACCAAAUAUAAGCUGGCAUUAGAAGGAACACGAGAACAACACUUUGAGUAGUCCAGUGAAAAACAAGAGCACACGAGAAGCCUCCUUUUUAACCUAAAUCAAGACUGUGCUGCAGAAGGUGUCCGUUUCCUGCACCUUUUAAGAAGCUCACUGCUAAUCACCGCCAAGGCCGUAUAGCCUAGUCUGCUGUCUUAACCAACACAGCAUCUUUCUAGUAUGUUUGUAACCCACAGAUGUAGUUUAUAUGUCUGUGCGUGCCUGUGUAGACCCAGAGUUGAAGACAGAGCAUGUGAUCCUUGUGUUUGGUUGGUCCAAAUACUCCGUUCUCUGUUCUUCUGGGUGAACUGUCGCUCCAUGGUUCGUAGAAAAUUCAGUAGAGAAGUGUUACAGUGGGAUUUUACACUUUACUUCCAGUUCACAUCCUUCUGGCACCAGAUAUGACCAGGGAUCAGCCCUAGAUGGGAUUCAUACACAUUCCCUCGGUCGCAUUUUAUCUUUUUGAUUCAAUGCACUUUAAACCCUGUAUGACAAAAUCUUUUCUUUCCCGUUUCUUUCCGUUUUUUAACCCUUUAUAGGUUUCAUAGGUUUGAGAAGAGGAACUGGUAGGAGCGAGGAUGAUAACGAGAAGUUAGAUGACUCAAAUGUUCCCUGUGUUGUCGGCGUCUUUGAGCCCUCUUACUUUUUCGUCUGCCUAUGAUCAGCGACAGGUUCUGCAGAAACUCUGAAACCUUUUUCUUACCACACAGACAAAAAUCUGCUGCCACUGCUCACAGAGGCUAGUACCCAAAAUUUUGAAAAUGCUGUCUACACAUUACUUGUUUUGUUGCUGUUGAGGGGAGAGCUCAGCAGCAUGAAGCAGAUAUUAAGAUUUUUAGAAUCUGAGCUGUGAGGUGUGAUGAGUAAGAGGGCUGAGGAUACCAACGCAAAACCAAAUGGUAUGAUUAGAUGGAGAACACUUCAUGUAUGAAAGAACAGAUUCUACAGUUUUAAAGACUGCAUUGAAAAGCUUUUCCUUUUUUCUUAGCUGAGUGUUAGAGCCACAGCGACACAGCAGCGUGGCUCCCUGCAAUUUACACUAAAAUCAAUCACAAAGCUGUUUUGAUCACAUCUUGAUGAGACCUGUGGACUUUUCAAAACCUGAAUCUGACUAAGACCCUCGCUACAAACCUUGUAAGGGCCGAGGAAGUCCAGCCAAGGAAAACUGUAUCUAAACACUGAUGAGACAAUCAAAUGAAAAGAAUUCAAAUCAUCCGAUGCUGAACAGGUUUUCAGUUGUUGUUGAUACUCAAAGACGAUGUCUCUGAUUCUGCAAACAAAACAAAAACUGGAAUAAAGUGUUUGUGUUCGCACCAGAGUAAAUAACAACUGAACCGUACUUAUCCCCAGCACCAAAGGAAUAGUAAUAGUGCUGUUAUAGUGAAUAUUGUCAUGACAGUUUAUUCUGUGAUAAUACUUUAAAAUCCAGACAUUUAUGUCAGUGAUGUAAAUAUGGAACUGUUGAUUCACUCAUCCACUCAGAAUGUGAGUGAUCAUUAAUGGCAUCAUGUCAUUCACCCACAGUGAGAUUAUUCUGGUCGUGGUCCACAGCUCUCAUUUCAACAACAUCAAACGAUCCAGUGGGGUUUUUUAAUCCUGACGACACCAGGCACAAACCCAGUUUUCUGUUAUUUUGUCUUUCUAAGUUUCUCCCCUCCUCCCUAAUUUUGCACAGUGAUACAGGUGUCGAUGUUUUAUUUGGAUGUAUUUUUUUUCUAGUUUAUUAUUUUGUGUAUUAGGUUUUUUUUGUAUUUUGUAUUGUUAUUAUAAUGUUUUGUGUUGUGCAAAUGCAUUAGAGUGGGAGUGCUGAUGAGUGAACAUGCAGUUUGUGUAGACUGUGUCAUGUCACCACCACUGAUUGACAAAAACCAAAACUUCUUCACUUUAAAAAAGGAAAAAAAGAAAUAUAUAGAGUAUAUAGAAUUAUUUGAGGGACCAGGGAUGAAAAUUAAAGGCAAUAACCAACCGGGAACGAUUCUCUUUUGUUUU